CCGCCCUUCUUCCCCGGCCUCAGGGCGAUGGUUGGGGUGCGCUGGGCCUUUCCCUGCUCCGCCUGGCGACCCCGCCGCGACGAGUGGCUGCUGGCGGCGCGGCUGGUGCAGCCCGAGGAGAAGGAGCGCAUCGGCCGCUUUGUGUAUACACGAGAUGCCAAAGCCGCCCUGGCCGGUCGCCUGCUGAUGCGGAAAUUAAUUGCAGAAAAGCUGUGCAUACCUUGGAAUGAAAUACACUUGCAAAGGACAUCAAAAGGAAAACCUUACCUGGCAAACAAUGUAUUCACUGUAGGUUCAAAUUAUAACUUCAAUGUCUCUCAUCAAGGAGAUUAUGCAGUUCUUGCAGCCGAACCUGAGCUUCAAGUUGGCAUUGAUGUAAUGAAGACUAAUUUACCAGGUAGUAGUUCAAUUCCGAAUUUCUUUCAUAUCAUGAAGCGACAGUUUACUGAGAGAGAGUGGCAUGUAAUCAAGUCUAUGAAUAAUGAGUGGAUGCAGCUGGAUAUGUUUCAUCGACACUGGGCCCUAAAAGAAAGCUUCUUGAAGGCUAUUGGAGUUGGGAUUGGUUUUAACUUGCAAAGAAUUGAAUUUAAUGUGUCCCCAUUGCAAAUGGAAAUAGGGAAGGUGUAUAAUGAGACCCAGAUGCUGUUGGAUGGAGAAAAAGAAGAAGAGUGGACUUUUGAGGAAACACGGUUAGAUGACUAUCAUCACAUUGCAGUGGCUCUUGGGAAACCAGAAGGAUUUGGACAGCAACAUACUGAUGUGUGUUCCAUGCUGUCUCAUCGACCACAGUUUACAUUAUUGACCUUUGAAGAUUUAGUUGCACCUGGAAUUCCAAUUACACCUGAGGAUUCUGCAUACUGGGAUAACUUUUGUUCUAAGCAAGAGAGUCCAAUGAAACAGAGUUCAAAUUCAAGAUGAGAAUGCUUAGAAACAAAAGAUCGUAGGAAUACAUGCACAUGUGUAAAUAAGAAUUGUUUUCUCAUGUUUUAUAUAUUUCCCUUAUCAAACUUGACAUUUUCUGUCAGUAUUUAAGAAGAUAACAUGUUUCCUUGCUGAAGGAAUUCGAAGUGAAAAGUCUAAGCUGACCACGUGAAUUUUUGAUUCUUGAUUCUCUCAUGCUUUAGUAAUUACUGUUGCUGGUAACAGGAAGCAAAGCUACAAUAAUGUUGUCAAUCAGCAAGAGCUUAACACAUGGAGGUGUGUUUGUGUGUUUUAUGUUGGACUUAAAUUAUUAUUUAAUGUCAGCUUUUAUCUUAAAAAAAAAUCAUAGUUUUAUACUCCAGUGAAUAAAGCCAGAGAAAUGGGUAAAAAUGUUUUUGCUGCUAUUAUAUGGUGCAAGUAUUGUACAAGAUUUGAGGUUUAGUUGUGUAAAAGCAAGCUGAUGACAUCUGAGUUGUGCUCUUGGAACUAAAACUGUAAAAUUAUUUUGAGGCGGGAAUUUAACAUAAAAAUAUUCCAUAUCCUUUUCACUUAAAACCUUAAUUAAAACUUUUUCUAUCUAAUAGAAGUUUUGAUUUUCUUUUUACUUCCAUUUUGUUUUGUUUUGUUGUUUGUUUUUACACUGAGUCAUAGAUGUUUGCUAAUCAGCAGUUCUGUUUUCCCAGGCUUGCACUUACAGGUUCACAAUCUUAGAAACUAAGUUCUGUGGAGAAAACAAAACCAACAAUUGCUUCAGCACCUGAAGACAAAGUAUUUUAUUAUGUUACAGUAAACUAAAAUUUCUGUAGAAAAUCUGUAGAUCUGGAGUAUUGUUUUAGAAUAUUUCAUAUUCUUUUCCAAGUUGAAUUUGAUGUUGCGACAUCACUCUCUCUUUUUUUUUUUCUUCUAAGUCAUAGAUACUUUGUGAUCUUCCUAAAUAUAAGAAAACAUACCAAAGGGAUUGAAUCUCAUACUCAAUAGAAUGAUUUUCAUAGCUCUGAAGUUUCUCUCCUACAGUUAAACAUGACUCUUCUGUGAAUUAAGAUUUGUGCAAAAAUUGGCUAUUGUAUUCUGACUCAAGGAGAAUAUAUUCGCUAUAAAGCCAUGCUGUAUGACAUAGAUGAAUAUGAGAUUAGAUAAGGAUGUAAGGUUUUAAGGUUUCACUGCAGGUAAUCCUGAAUCAUAUAUGCUGCUAAACUUUUCUACUUCUGCUAGUUUGGGUUAAUAAUUUUGUAUCCAUUUUAAUGAAUCUCUCAUAUUGCACGCUAA
This is a messenger RNA of Coturnix japonica (Japanese quail), 2187 nucleotides long. RefSeq names its product aminoadipate-semialdehyde dehydrogenase-phosphopantetheinyl transferase (gene AASDHPPT). NCBI's taxonomy places the organism in Eukaryota, Metazoa, Chordata, Aves, Galliformes, Phasianidae. The record is from RefSeq and is a predicted model, not a curated record. Gene Ontology annotation, molecular function: magnesium ion binding; holo-[acyl-carrier-protein] synthase activity. Gene Ontology annotation, cellular component: cytosol.